AUGCGCGAGGUUAUCUCCAUCCACGUCGGACAGGCCGGAGUUCAAAUCGGUAAUGCCUGCUGGGAGCUCUACUGCCUUGAGCACGGAAUCCAGCCUGAUGGAACCAUGCCCUCGGAUCAGGCCGCUGAUGGAGAAUCCUUCACCACCUUCUUCUCCGAUACCGGAAAUUCGAGAUACGUUCCACGUUCCAUCUUCGUCGAUUUGGAACCAACUGUCGUCGAUGAGAUUCGUACUGGAACCUACAAGCAAUUGUUCCACCCGGAGCAAAUGAUCACUGGAAAGGAAGAUGCCGCCAACAACUACGCCAGAGGACACUACACAGUCGGCAAGGAACUCAUCGAUACCGUUCUCGACAGAAUCCGUCGUCUUGCUGACAACUGCAGUGGCCUUCAAGGAUUCUUCGUGUUCCACUCGUUCGGAGGAGGAACUGGAUCUGGAUUUACCUCGCUUUUGAUGGAGCGUCUUUCCGUCGACUACGGAAAGAAGUCAAAGCUCGAGUUCUCAAUCUACCCGGCUCCACAAGUGUCAACCGCGGUCGUUGAGCCAUACAACUCCAUUCUCACCACUCACACCACCUUGGAGCACUCUGACUGCGCCUUCAUGGUCGAUAACGAGGCCAUCUAUGAUAUCUGCCGCAGAAACUUGAGCGUUGACCGUCCAAGCUACACCAACUUGAACAGAAUCAUCUCGCAAGUCGUCUCGUCGAUCACCGCUUCGCUUCGUUUCGAUGGAGCUUUGAACGUUGAUCUCAACGAGUUCCAGACAAACUUGGUCCCAUACCCAAGAAUUCACUUCCCGCUUGCCGCUUACACUCCAUUGAUUUCUGCCGACAAGGCUUACCACGAGGCCCUUUCUGUCAGCGACAUCACCAACAGCUGCUUCGAGCCAGCCAACCAAAUGGUGAAAUGUGACCCGCGUCACGGAAAAUACAUGGCCGUCUGCCUCUUGUACAGAGGAGACGUUGUUCCAAAGGACGUCAACACCGCUAUUGCCGCUAUCAAGACGAAACGCUCGAUCCAAUUCGUCGAUUGGUGCCCAACUGGAUUCAAAGUCGGAAUCAACUACCAGCCACCAACUGUUGUCCCAGGAGGUGACUUGGCCAAGGUUCCAAGAGCUGUGUGCAUGCUCUCAAACACCACUGCAAUUGCCGAGGCGUGGUCUCGUCUUGACUACAAAUUCGACUUGAUGUACGCUAAGCGCGCCUUCGUUCACUGGUACGUCGGAGAAGGUAUGGAGGAAGGAGAAUUCACCGAGGCUCGUGAAGACUUGGCUGCUCUUGAGAAGGACUACGAAGAGGUUGGAGCCGAUUCGAACGAGGGAGGAGCUGAAGACGGCGAGGGCGAGGAGUACUAA
Messenger RNA from Caenorhabditis bovis, 1353 nucleotides. The record is from the annotation of a GenBank genome assembly. Lineage: Eukaryota; Metazoa; Nematoda; Chromadorea; Rhabditida; Rhabditidae.